Molecule: messenger RNA, 638 nt
Organism: Rubroshorea leprosula
Lineage: Eukaryota; Viridiplantae; Streptophyta; Magnoliopsida; Malvales; Dipterocarpaceae
Source: the annotation of a GenBank genome assembly
AACACUCUAUAAAGCACAGGCAGAAACAUUAGAGUAUGCAACUUUCAGGUUUCACCAAGCACUCUGCUAGCUAGGAUGGCAAGUUUUGAGAAGGAAUUAAAGAGAACAGACGAAGGUUCCAUGUUGGUAAUCCCAACUCGAUUCGCCAGGAAUCACAUGCGACGGGUUGAAGGAGGACGCUCUGAAAAUAUAACAGUCGUGGAUGUGGGUGGAAGUGCGUGGAAGUUCGGCUACUACGUCCGACGACACCGCAAUCCACGUCCCGUUUUGAGAUCUGGGUGGCGCCGCUAUGUCUUCGAGAAAGGAUUGAAAGUUGGAGACAGAAUCAUAUUUGAGCGUGUAGAUGGUUUCCCGGAGCUUUACAGGAUUGGAGCAAGAAGAAGGAUCAAGCUGUUCGGUAAGGAGGUGUGGACUGACGUAUUCUAAAACAUUUCAAGUGUAUGUAUGCAUAUUUGAUUUCUAAGGAUUACCGUUUUUACAUUUGGUCGUGUGUUGUGUUUUCGCUAUGUUGUUUUUGUUAUUCCACAUCGUUGUGUUUAAUUUUACAUUUGGUCGUGUGUUUUCUUUUCGCUAUGUUGUUUUUGCUGUUCCACUUAAUUGUGUUGAAUUUUGCACCAUAAGAAAAGUGAUGUUUGGGG